CUGGCACUACAGGAUCAGUGCAAUCCAACAUUGCUGGCAUCUUGUGGGUGUGCGUACAAUGUCGCGUGAUUGUUGGGCUUGGUGGCAAGUCGCAUGUCGCGCGGGCUCUCCAACAAGUAGAGCAAUCCACGUGACCACAGAUCCCUGAUCCCGCGACAUAAACAUAAACAAUCAUCAUCUCAUCCACCAACCCCAUGAGUUCCCAAGUGUUGCCAAAGAAACGAGCCCUACAGCCCGAUGGCGCGAGGUCGUCGUCUGGUGCUGAUCGCCGUAUGGUCUCUAACCGCGUCCUUUCGAAGCGAGCACCCCAAAAUCCCGGCGGCAAUCGCGUGCUAUCAAACCGAGUGAUCUCCAAUAACAGACAUGUCAGUCGAGGUCUAGUGGAUAAUAGCGACCUCAACGACUCGUUCUCCGAAGAAAAUGCAAUCCAUUUCAACGAAAACAAGCACACAAUCUUGUCCAACUUCGAGGAGUGGAUCAAGCUUUCCACAGACAACAAGAUCACUUCCAAGAACUCGUGGCAGUUUGCGUUGAUCGAUUACUUUCACGAUAUGAACGUGAUAAAAGACGGGGAAAACAUCAACUUCCAGAGAGCUUCAGCCACGCUCGAUGGCUGUGUCAAGAUCUAUCUGAGCAGAGUCGAGUCCGCAGCCACCGAAACCGGUAAGUUACUUAGUGGGCUCGCUAAAAAGCACGAUUCGGAGGUCCUGGUACCUCAAGAAGAUGGCAACGAAGAAGAGAAUAGUGACAAUGAAGAUGCCGAGGACGAAGGAAAGAGAAAGAGGAAGUACAACCGUGUGGUCGAGUCCACGUUGGUAGAGUUUGAGGCCAUUCAGAUCAAAAAAUUAGAUCAGGAAUUAUCGAUCGAUCCAUUGUUCAAGAAGGCACUUGCCGAGUUUGAUGAAGGUGGUGCGAAAAGUUUAUUAUUGAACACACUCAACAUCGAUGCAUCUGGAAGGGUCAUUUUUGAUGCCACAUCAAAUCCUAUGAAAGAUUCCUCCAAAGCAUCAGAAUCGGAUGAUGAAGCAGAUGAGGAAGAAGAAGGAAGUAGCCAAGAUAAAGAGAUUGAUAUUUCAGCUCUUGAAAAGUUCGUAUUCAAAGACAAUGACUUUGAGUCCCUCACUAUCUGUCCCUCCUUGAAUGAGUUUAAUGCUGCCAUAGAAAAUGUGUCAAAAGCCAAGAGUAUCCUAAACAAUUUCAACACCAAAAUUUUGGCUCAGGAAGAGCAGGAUAAUAGAGAAGCUCCUGAUAUAGCCAACGAUUAUGGGUUUGGGGAUUUUGAUGCAGGUACCGAUAAUGAAGAGCAAGGUGAUGAUCCAGCUGGAGAUUUUGGUAAUGACUAUAAUGAUUUUAACGAUAAUGAUAACAAUGAUGAAAAUGAUUUGAACGAUCCGAUCAAUAAUUUCAACCAAAGUACUGUUCAAAAGUUAUUCAACAGUACAGAUCAAUAUAUUCAAACUACUACGAAAACAGAAGUUUUGGACCGUGAUCUCAUGGCAUACUUUGAUGAAAAGCUUAAUGCAAAUUGGAGGGGUCCCGAACAUUGGAAAGUAUCUGCAUUAAAGAAGUCCAAGAACUUAGAAGUGCAAGAUGGCGCUCAGGAUGCAACUAAAGCAGUAGCUCAACCAUCAUCCGAAACUAAAAAGAAAAAGAAGGAACAGGUUAUUAUAGACUUCUUUGAUGAUGAAGAUAAUGAGGACCUUUUAUUUGAACCCCCAAAAAUAGCAAGCUCGAUUCUUUUGAAACGAAAUGAUGGCAGCAAACAGGAUAAUACGUUACCUGAUGACAUCAAGUACAACUCUUCAAGAUUGACAAACUUAUUCACAAAGCCUCAAGUCCACAUAUUGUAUUUCCCAAACAAGGAAUCCAAACAAUCCAACACAGCGGCUCUUACUGAUGAGAAUUUCUUCGCAGAACAGUAUCAAAAGCAUGAGGAAGAGGAGCAAGAGAGAUUAGCUGCAUCCUUCCAUCAAGCAGAAUAUGAAGAUUUCAAUAAUGAUUUCGGUGGGGACGACGAUUUCCAGGGAAUUGAUUUCAAUGAUGCAUUACAAGGAACUGAUUCAAAUCCAAUUGAUGAUGACAAGAAUGUGAUUUUAAAUGGUGGCUCUCAGGUUUUGGGUAGAAAGCGUCCGGACAACAUUAAUUUCUCGAGGGUUGCUAAGAGGGUUGACGUGAAGUUAUUGAAAGAUAAUUUAUGGAAAACUAUAAAGAAGGAGGAGGAGGAGGUUGCUCUUGAAAAAGAAGAUACGCCAAAACCAGAGGAAUCUAUGAAGGAAGUUGUAAGUACGAAGACAUUUGGUAACGUUGUGACUUCUAUCGCUGGUUUAUAUGGUAACGAGCAAAGGAAGGACUUAUCUACAAGUUUUUGUUUUAUUUGCUUGCUUCAUUUAGCAAAUGAACAUGGGUUACUGAUCACAAGUAACGAGCAGCACAAUGAUCUUCAAAUUGCUGGGUUCUGAGGAUGUAAUCUCGAUUGCAGCUUGGAUUUUUCCUACUUUGAGCAUCUUCCACAUAUCUUAGCCU
Molecule: messenger RNA, 2523 nt
Organism: Suhomyces tanzawaensis NRRL Y-17324
Lineage: Eukaryota; Fungi; Ascomycota; Pichiomycetes; Serinales; Debaryomycetaceae
Gene: BRN1
Product: condensin subunit
Exons: 1
Coding region: 195-2459 (754 amino acids)
Biological process (GO): mitotic chromosome condensation
Cellular component (GO): condensin complex
Molecular function (GO): chromatin binding
Source: RefSeq, a predicted model, not a curated record